Molecule: messenger RNA, 382 nt
Organism: Sphaeroforma arctica JP610
Lineage: Eukaryota; Ichthyosporea; Ichthyophonida
Exons: 2
Source: RefSeq, a predicted model, not a curated record
GGGUCUGGUCCUUCGAAGUUGACGCCCGAUGCUAACGGAUGGGUAGCUUUGACCAAAAGCAAGGCAAAGGUCUCUAAGCCAAUCAAACCGACCCCUACCAACGAAAAUCGGUUCGAUAUAUUGGAGAAGGCGCCCCGGGAAGUGGUCGCAGAAAUACAAGAUGCUAACGAAAUACCUGAUGAUUGGGAAGCCGCAUUUGCCGAGAGCGGAUCGGCAUCGAGUGAAAGUGAAACAUCAGACGUAUCGUCACCUGCUACCGCAGAAGAUAUCUAAUUCAGUAUAGUUGUGAAGGAGUAUUGUAGGUGUUCGAUGAAGUAAAACUCAAGCAACGCGUAUAUGUAUUCAAUACAGGCUGAUGAAUACUGAAUUGCUUUGUGCGGAC